This is a messenger RNA of Henningerozyma blattae CBS 6284, 1578 nucleotides long. RefSeq names its product Ca(2+)-dependent cysteine protease MCA1 (gene MCA1). Lineage: Eukaryota; Fungi; Ascomycota; Saccharomycetes; Saccharomycetales; Saccharomycetaceae. The coding region runs from base 1 to 1578 and encodes 525 amino acids. Gene Ontology annotation, molecular function: cysteine-type endopeptidase activity. The record is from RefSeq and is a predicted model, not a curated record. The transcript has a single exon. Gene Ontology annotation, biological process: proteolysis.
AUGGGGUUUUUUGGCGAUCGUAGAGAUAGAGAACAAGAAUAUCAAAGACCAAAUGGUCCACCACCUCCAAAUAGAGAUUACCAACAACAAGGCGGUGAAAGAGGUUAUUAUCAACAACAAGGCAGUGAAAGAGGCUUUAAUUCAUAUGAAGAUGAUGGAUAUUCUCGCCCAAAUGGUCCUCCUCCUCCAAACAGAGACUAUGAUAACUUUGAGAACGAUGGUUUCUCUCGUCCAAAUGGCCGUCCUCCUCCAAAUAGGGAUUAUGAACAAGAUAAUCAAAGAGGUUACGAUAGUUAUGGAAACGAUGAUUAUUCCCGUCCAAAUGGCCCUCCUCCUCCAAACAGAGAUUAUCGACAACAAGAUAAUCAAAGAGGUUAUAACGGAUAUGAAGAGGAUAAUUAUUCUCGUCCAAAUGGCCAGCCUAAUAGACGUGAAGAAUAUAAUAGAACCAAUGAAUAUAAUGAUGAUUCAAGAAAUUACCAACGUCCAGGUAUGACACCACCAAGUCAAAACUAUAACAAUAACAAUAACAAUUACCAGCAAAAUAGCAACCAAGGUUAUAGACCUCCAAAUGGUCCUCCGCAGGGCUAUGUUCAACCAGAAAAUAUGCAAAGACCUCCACAAAGCAUGCAAAACAUUGAAGGUAUUCAAGCUCAAUAUCAAUACUCUCAAUGUACUGGUAAACGUAAGGCUCUUCUGAUUGGUAUCAACUAUUUGGGCACUAAAAAUCAAUUGAACGGUUGUAUCAACGAUGUUCACAAUAUCCAUAGCUUUUUAACUCAAAGACAUGGCUAUAAUCCAGAUGACAUAGUUAUGCUAACUGAUGAUCAACAAUCAAUGGCAAAAGUUCCAACAAGAGAUAAUAUGAUAAGAGCUAUGAAAUGGUUAGUUAAAGACGCACAACCAAAUGAUUCUCUAUUUUUCCAUUAUUCAGGACAUGGUGGUCAAGUUAAAGAUGAAGAUGGUGAUGAAGAAGAUGGCCUAGAUGACGUUAUUUAUCCAAUCGAUUUUGAAAGUAAAGGUCCAAUUAUUGAUGAUGAAAUGCAUGAUAUAAUGGUUAAACCAUUGCCGGCGGGUGUCAGAUUGACUGCGUUAUUUGAUUCUUGUCAUUCUGGUACUGUUUUAGAUUUACCUUACACUUAUUCUACCAAAGGUGUUAUUAAGGAACCAAGUAUUUGGAAAGAUGUCGGAGAAAAUGGUAUCCAAGCUGCUAUGGCAUAUGCACAAGGUAAUCGUGCCAUGUUGAUGACUUCUUUAGGAAGUAUUAUUAGCAGUGUUAAAAAUGGUGCCACAAAUAACGUCGAUCGUGAAAAAGUGAGACAAAUUAAAUUUUCUCCUGCAGAUGUGGUUAUGAUUUCUGGUUCUAAAGAUAAUCAAACUUCGGCAGAUUCUAAAGUCAAUGGUGUCGCGACUGGUGCUAUGUCAUACGCCUUUAUCCAAGUCAUGACUAACCAACCAGAACAAUCAUAUUUAUCUUUAUUAAAAAAUAUGAGAUCUGAAUUGGCUCAAAAGUACACCCAAAAACCACAAUUAUCUGCCUCUCAUCCAAUUGAUGUUAAUGUUCAGUUUAUUAUCUAA